Molecule: messenger RNA, 2445 nt
Organism: Solanum verrucosum
Lineage: Eukaryota; Viridiplantae; Streptophyta; Magnoliopsida; Solanales; Solanaceae
Exons: 3
Coding region: 1-2445 (814 amino acids)
Biological process (GO): DNA integration
Molecular function (GO): RNA-DNA hybrid ribonuclease activity; nucleic acid binding
Source: RefSeq, a predicted model, not a curated record
AUGACCACCAUUUUCCAUGAUAUGAUCCAGAAAGAAAUUGAGGUGUAUGUGGACGAUGUCAUCAUAAAAUCCCGCGAGAGUUCGAAUCACCUGACACACUUGGAAAAGUUCUUUAACAGGUUACGUAGGUAUGAUUUGAAGUUGAAUCCAGCCAAAUGUGCAUUUGGAGUGCCUGCAGGAAAGUUACUCGGAUUCAUAGUUAGCAGAAGAGGUAUCGAGCUUGACCCUUCCAAGAUCAAGGCAAUUCAAGACUUACUUCCUCCAAAGACUAAGAAGGAAGUAAUGAGUUUUCUGGGGAGACUGAAUUACAUCAGUCGAUUCAUAGCUCAAUCGACGGUGAUAUGUGAGCCCAUAUUCAAGUUACUACGAAAAGAUGCGCCAACCAAAUGGACCGAAGAAUGUCAGAAGGCUUUUGACACCAUCAAGAGUUACCUUUCGAAUCCACCAGUGUUGGUGCCACCACGUGCAGGCAGUCCUUUGCUAUUGUAUUUAUCUGUCUCUGACAAUGCAUUCGGGUGUGUGUUGGGACAACAUGAUGAGACCGGAAGAAAGGAGAAAGCUAUAUACUAUUUGAGCAAGAAGUUCACGUCAUAUGAGGCCCGUUACACCCUUUUAGAGAGAACUUGUUGUGCUUUGACUUGGGUUGCUCAGAAAUUGAGACAUUAUCUAUCAGCUUAUACAACACAUCUCAUUUCGAGGAUGGACCCGCUCAAGUAUAUAUUUCAGAAAGCAAUGCCCACAGGAAAGCUAGCAAAGUGGCAAAUAUUGUUGAGUGAGUUCGAUAUUGUGUACAUGACUCAGAAAGCAAUCAAGGGGCAAGCUUUGGCAGAUCACCUUGCUGAAAACCCAGUAGAUGAAGGAUAUGAACCACUUAUAACAUACUUCCCUGAUGAAGAAGUAUUGUUUGUAGGGGAAGACAUAUCAGAAUCAUAUCCUGGGUGGAGAAUGUUCUUUGAUGGAGCAGUAAACUCUAUAGGAUCAGGAAUUGGAGCAGUGUUGAUAUCUGAAUCGGGGCAACAUUAUCCAGCAACAGCAAAGCUUAGAUUCCGAUGUACUAAUAACAUGGCUGAGUAUGAAGCGUGUAUUCUUGGCAUUAGAAUGGCUCUUGACAUGAAUGUUCAAGAAUUACUGAUAAUUGGUGAUUCAGACUUGUUGAUUCAUCAAGUUCAAGGAGAAUGGGCGGUGAAGAAUCCUAAAAUCUUACCAUACGUACAAUUGGUGCAGAGAUUAUGCAAAAGAUUUAGGAAGACCAAGUUCAGACACACACCGAGAAUACAAAACGAGCUUGCUGAUGCCCUUGCAACCAUAUCGUCCAUGAUACAACACCCAGAAAAAAGUUAUAUCGAUCCACUUGAGAUAGUUUUAAAAGAACAACCAGCACAUUGUUCACAUGUGGAAGCAGAAUGGGAUGGGAAUCCAUGGUAUACCGAUGUAAAAAAGUACUUAGAAGCUGGCGAAUAUCCAGAAAAAGCAACAAGUAUUCAAAAGAAAACAAUCCGAAGAAUGGCAAACAACUUCUUCUUGAAUGGAGAAGUUCUUUAUAAGAGGACACCUUAUCUGGGAUUACUGAGAUGUGUGGAUGCUGUAGAAGCCACAAAAUUGCUUGAAGAAGUGCACGCUGGAGUGUGUGGGACGCACAUGAAUGGGUUUACAUUAGCAAAGAAAAUCUUAAGGGCAGGAUACUUCUGGAUGACUAUGGAAAAUGAUUGUGGCCGGUUUGUCCAAAAAUGUCAUAAAUGUCAGUGGGUCGAAGCUGCUUCUUACAAAGCUGUGACAAAGAAAGUUGUGGCCAAUUUUGUUCGCAACAAUUUGAUAUGUCGUUUUGGAGUUCCAGAGUCUAUCAUCACAGACAAUGGAGCAAAUCUGAAUAGUCACUUGAUGAAAGAGAUAUGUGAACAAUUCAAAAUUACCCACCGUAAUUCAACUGCAUAUCGUCCUCAAAUGAAUGGAGCUGUAGAAGCUGCUAAUAAGAAUAUCAAGAGGAUACUGAGAAAGAUGAUUGACAACUACAAAUGUUGGCAUGAAAAUUUGCCUUAUGCUUUGCUAGGCUACCGCACCACAAUCCGAACCUCCACUGGAGCAACUCCUUACCUAUUGGAAGCUGGAUUGAGCGAUGCCGAAUGGAUUCGUGACCGAUAUGAGCAAUUGGCAUUGAUUGAUGAGAAAAGAAUGAGUGCCGUUUGUCAUGGCCAGUUGUAUCAACAGAGAAUGACUCGUGCUUUCAAUAAGAAAGUAAGAGUUCGAACAUUUGAGGUAGGCCAAUUGGUGUUGAAACGCAUUUUCCCUCAUCAAGACGAAUACAAAGGAAAGUUUGCACCUAACUGGCAAGGACCGUAUGUUGUCCACAAGGUACUAUCAAGAGGAGCUUUGGUUCUAGCGGAGAUGGACGGUCAGGUGUGGCGCAAAGCUAUCAAUUCAGAUGCCGUUAAGAGAUACUAUGUGUGA